AUGUUCAAGGAAAUAGGGUACAAAUUUGAAGAAAAAGUUGAACAAAACCUUUCAAGAAUUAAGAAAGCUCUCAUUCCCACGCCAUGGCACUUUCUCAGUUCCGUUCUCACUCGGUGUCUUUUCGGAUCAGUUGGUGGACGCAGUCGUGGUAAAACAGAUCUUUGGAUUGUCAUGUAUGGACUUUUCUAUGAUAUCAAUGUUGACUAUGUCUCUAUUCUUUGGGAAGACUUCCUCACCUUUCUCCCUGCCUUAAACAAUAAGUUCCUGAUUCAUCAUCCUCGCUGGUGGUCCAUCAUUAUUCAUGAUGUCAUAAAUAAUAGUAAUCUUACACCAGAGGAGAUUCCAAAAGGCCCACUGCCACUAUUCUUGCAUAUGUCACCAUAUCAAAUUCGUACUGCAUCUGAAUCUGAGUUUUCACAUCCAGUCAUGAUUCCAGUUGUCAUCCUAGCCAAACUAGGUGAAAACAGUGUUUCUUUGUGCUCAUAUCAAAAAUACAUCAAGGGAACUACUUCUUCUCCCAAAAGGAAAAGGAAGCACUCAGAUCAUGCAUCCAAGAAGUCGACAAAGAAGAAGAAGCGAUCAAAGUCAGAUCAACCGCCUUCUAUCCCAUAUCUAGACGUAUCUUAA
Lactuca virosa is the source of this 627-nucleotide messenger RNA. The record is from the annotation of a GenBank genome assembly. NCBI's taxonomy places the organism in Eukaryota, Viridiplantae, Streptophyta, Magnoliopsida, Asterales, Asteraceae.